Molecule: messenger RNA, 969 nt
Organism: Indicator indicator
Lineage: Eukaryota; Metazoa; Chordata; Aves; Piciformes; Indicatoridae
Gene: TSSK2
Product: testis specific serine kinase 2
Exons: 1
Coding region: 1-969 (322 amino acids)
Biological process (GO): protein phosphorylation; microtubule cytoskeleton organization; intracellular signal transduction
Cellular component (GO): cytoplasm
Molecular function (GO): ATP binding; protein serine/threonine kinase activity; tau-protein kinase activity
Source: RefSeq, a predicted model, not a curated record
AUGGAUGAUGCUGCGGUGCUCCGCAAGAAAGGUUACAUCCUGAGCAGCACCAUCGGGGAAGGCUCUUACGGCAAGGUGAAGGCUGCCUACUGCCAGCGGCUGCAGCGCAACGUGGCCAUCAAGAUCAUCGACAAGAAGCACAUCCCCUGUGACUUCCUGCAGAGGUUCCUGCCCAGGGAGAUCGAGGCUCUGAGGCACCUGAGCCACCCCUCCAUCGUCAAGACCUAUGAGAUCUUUGAGGUGACAUCUGGGAAAGUGUACAUCGUGAUGGAGCUGGGGGAGAAGGGAGACCUCCUGAACUACAUCCGGGCCACAGGAGCUAUGGAGGAGGACAUCGCCUGCGUCAAGUUCCAGCAGCUGGCUUCUGCCAUCAAGUACUGCCACGACCUGGAGCUCGCCCACAGGGACCUGAAAUGUGAGAACAUCCUUCUCAGCGAGGACCUCAGCAUCAAGCUGGCAGACUUUGGCUUUUCUAAACCCUUGUCUCGGGAUGACAACGGAAAACUCAUUCUCAGCAAAACCUUCUGUGGGUCUGCUGCCUAUGCAGCUCCUGAGGUGCUGGAAGGCAUCCCUUACGACCCCAGGGCUUCUGACAUCUGGAGCCUGGGUGUCAUCCUGUACACCAUGGUCUAUGCUUUGAUGCCCUUUGACGAUUCCAACGUCAAAAAAAUGAUCUUCCUUCAGAAACAGCACAGGAUUCCCUUCCCUGAAUCGAAGAGCCAGACUGCAGAGUUUGAGGACCUCAUUUCCCGCCUGCUUGAACCCAAUGUGUCUCAGAGGCUGUGCAUAGAUGAAGUUUUGAAACACUCAUGGCUGCAGACUCCAAAAUCUGCCAUUCCUUCCCCUCUCCCAGCUGCAGAGGACGGUGAGUGCUCCCAAAACCCACAUGAAGGAACGUCUGAGCACCUGCAGCAAAGCAAAUUGCAUUCAGCAGAAGGAGGAGAGGAGAAGGAAGUGGAAGGCUCUUAA